UGAUUUCCUGAAGAUUUCAUCAGGGCGUCGUUCUUCUUCUGGAGUCCAGUCACAACACAGGAAGAGCUGGAGGCAGCUGUUCUCCUUUCAUUUUGUACCGAGUACUAAAAACUAACGGAUUUUUAAUAGGUGGAUCAAUAAAACUCCAGUGAAUAGAGUUAAUGAGCUGCUUGUCAAUUCAGACAGAGAGAAGAAAACCUGAGUGUGUAAGGCACCAUGUCUACUGGUUGCCCACCGCAGUCUCCAGCUGUGGCUAAAACAGAAGUAGUGGUGGAAGGAUGGUGCCCACUUUUGGCAGCCACCUUUGCCUACUGGGACAACAUUUUGGGACCCCGUGUAUGGCAUAUCUGGGCCCCGAAAGGUCAGGGGUCGAUGUUACUCAGUGAUGGCGAGGUGACUUUUUUGGCAAAUCACACGCUGAACGGUGAAAUUCUGCGUAGUGCCGAGAGCGGUGCCGUGGACGUAAAGUUCUUCGUCUUGGCAGAGAAAGGAGUGAUCAUUGUGUCACUGAUAUUUGAUGGCGAAUUGAGAGGUGACAAGAACACGUGCGCGCUGUCCAUCAUUCUGCCACAAUCUGAACUGGAUUUCUACCUUCCACUGCACAUUGUGUGUGUGGAAAGGCUCAAGCACACUGUUCGCAAGGGACGCAUCUAUAUGCAGAAGGGUUAUGGCAUUAUUGCGUUAUUAACCUCUGAGAUUGUUCCUAUCAUGGAACUUCUCUCAUCCAUGAAGACUCAUAGUGUGCCAGAGGAAGUAGAUAUAAAAGACACCUUAUUGAAUGAUGAUGAUAUAGGCGACAGCUGUCAUGAGGACUUUCUGCACAAAGCGAUCAGCUCACAUCUACAGACUUGUGGCUGCUCCGUUGUUGUUGGCAGUAACCCAGAAAAAGUCAAUAAGAUUGUGCUGACGCUAUGUCUGUUUCUCACUCCCGCCGAGAGGAAGUGCUCGCGACUGUGCCGAGCCGAUGGCAGUUUCAAAUACGACACCGGCCUGUUCGUCCAAGGCCUGCUGAAGGACUCCACAGGGAGCGUCGUGUUGCCUUACCGGCAGGUCCUUUCUUCUCCCUAUCCAUCUACUCACAUCGAUGUGGACAUUAACACAGUGAAGCAGAUGCCUCCUUGUCACGAACACAUGUACCAUCAACGUCGCUACAUGCAGGCCGAGCUCAGUGCCCUCUGGAAGACCAACAGCGAGGACGAAAUCAGCCCUGACCACCUCAUCAACAUACAAGAAUCGUUUACUCCUGACCUGAAUAUAUUUCAGGAUGUUAUGCACAAAGAUACACUGGUGAAGUCUUUCAUAGAUGAGGUUUUCCUCUUGAAACCAGGUCUAAACCUUAGGAGUGUAUACUUGUCGCAUUUUCUCCUACUGCUGCACAGGAAGGCUCUAACACUGCUCAGAUAUAUCGAGGAUGAGACUCAAAAGGGAAAGAAGCCAUUCCGGUCACUGCGUAAUCUGAAGACCGAUCUGGAUUUGACUGUAGAAGGAGACCUGAACAUCAUCAUGGCAAUGGCAGAGAAGCUGAGGCCAGGCCUUCACUCCUUUGUGUUCGGGAAGUCCUUUUUCACCAGUGUGCAGGAACGUGAUAUUCUAAUGAAUUUCUGACCUUUCACCAUGAAACACUUCAUAUUAUUAGUAUAUAAGAUUAUAUGACAUAUUUAUUCUUGAUUUUAAAAGUAUGCUUCUGUAUAAAGUAUGUAUAUGUGCACUGAAGUAUGUGAGUCUGGAGCUUGCUUGAACCAUUAUUUGUAUAACCACAAGUUUAAGUGUAUGUGUGUGGUCUGUAAUUUUGUUUUGCCUUGAUACUGUUUAUACAAGUGCCAUGCAGGGCAGGGUUUUCAUCCUGUCCAUCAUGAAUGCAUUCUAACUGUGAAAAUUGUGACGCUGCUACCAAGUGCUUACCAAAUGCUACCAAAGCAUUACGCUGAUGUUUCUUCUGUAGACAGUAAUGGUUCAUCAAGAAUUAAUCACGUUUUGCUUGUUAUAAAGGCCAGGUUUGAUCAGAAUAAGAAUCAGAAUCAGAAUAAGGUUUAUUGGCCAAUUGUGUUGACACACGCAAGGAAUUUGAUUCCAGCUGUUUGUGACUUAAAAGUACAGACAUAACACUUUACUAUACAAGAUAAUACAGACUAUACAAGAAAAUGCAGACGACGUGAUACAAUAUAGACAGUAUGAGUAUUAAAUAUGAAUACAGAAUAUAUAUGAGUGGGAGAAGUGCAUGGUAGUGCAAAUAACAAUAUUGUGUAAUAUUUUGUUUUGUGCAAUAUGCAGCAGCAGUAGUGUGUGUGUAACCUAUACGGAUGACGUGGUGACUGACGGUUCUGACAACGCAGUACUUGUAGAUAUGAAGCGGGGUAUAUAAUUAUGGUGAGUUGUUAAUCAGGGUGAUCGUCUGGGGAAAGAAUCAUGAAGGCGUGAGCAUGCAGGGCAGUGCAUUAGGUGCAUUUGUACAGUUUGUAUAUGAAAGAAUUUUAAAGGAAACAGACCCAAAUAAAGGUGUUGAUUAAUAUUGUCACAGGGCUACUUUCUGUAAAUAAAUCUGAAGGUGAAUUCACUGUUUAACUGAAUUCACUGACAUGUUUUUACUGAAA
Tachysurus vachellii is the source of this 2591-nucleotide messenger RNA. RefSeq names its product C9orf72-SMCR8 complex subunit (gene c9orf72). The transcript has 10 exons. Gene Ontology annotation, molecular function: guanyl-nucleotide exchange factor activity. Gene Ontology annotation, biological process: endocytosis; autophagy. Gene Ontology annotation, cellular component: endosome; autophagosome. Bases 217 to 1605 code for a protein of 462 amino acids. NCBI's taxonomy places the organism in Eukaryota, Metazoa, Chordata, Actinopteri, Siluriformes, Bagridae. The record is from RefSeq and is a predicted model, not a curated record.